Molecule: messenger RNA, 735 nt
Organism: Trametes versicolor FP-101664 SS1
Lineage: Eukaryota; Fungi; Basidiomycota; Agaricomycetes; Polyporales; Polyporaceae
Exons: 5
Coding region: 1-735 (244 amino acids)
Source: RefSeq, a predicted model, not a curated record
AUGUUGAAGCGGACGGAGGAGAGCCUGAUACGCAUGCUUGCGGAGAGGAAGGUCGGCACAAACGUCUAUGGCGGUGCAGUCUCUCAGAGUGGAGAUGGGCGGCCUCUGAAAGAGAACGAGCAGAAUGUGAAGAAUCGGAUGCGAGAGGCGCGGUUCAACGGGCACACACAACAGUCGCAACAGGAGGCAGACGCGUGGAAAGAGCUAUCAGACUCGUACGAUUGUCAUAGGAAGUCGGACCAUGCGGAGAUGGAGAAGCGCAAGAGGCCCGUCUUCGUCACCCUCGCCAUCGUCCUACUCUCGAUCGGCGUGUUCUGCUUCUUCGAGGUCAUCGGCGCGGGCUCGGAAGCCAGCCCUGACGGUGUUCAGUGGCGUCGUCCCGGCGACGACGUCGACGCUAAGGCGAUCCCCGAUGGCGUCCUGUGGCGUCGCCCCGGCGACGACGUCGAUGCUGAGCCAAUCCCGGAUGGCGUGCAGUGCUGCCGCCCCCGCAAGGAGGACCCCAUCCCCGACGGUGUCCAGUGGCGCCGCCCUCGCGAGGACUCGGAGAGCGAGAAGCCCGACGGCGUUCAAUGGCGUCGCCCCGGAGACGACGUCGACGCUAAGGCGAUCCCCGAUGGCGUCCUGUGGCGCCGCCCCGGUGACGCCGUCGUCGCUGACCUGACAGGGACUUCACUUAGUUCGUUAAUCAACUCGCAUUUAUUAAUGCAUUUCACCGAUCAUCCCGCCCAUUAA